Messenger RNA from Cygnus atratus (black swan), 1714 nucleotides. RefSeq names its product ectodysplasin A receptor (gene EDAR). The record is from RefSeq and is a predicted model, not a curated record. NCBI's taxonomy places the organism in Eukaryota, Metazoa, Chordata, Aves, Anseriformes, Anatidae. The transcript has 11 exons. Gene Ontology annotation, cellular component: plasma membrane. Gene Ontology annotation, biological process: positive regulation of JNK cascade; positive regulation of canonical NF-kappaB signal transduction. The coding region runs from base 13 to 1359 and encodes 448 amino acids. Gene Ontology annotation, molecular function: signaling receptor activity.
UAUCAAGAGAACAUGGCUCACCUGGGUGAAUGUAAAUGGACUCACGUGUUCCCUUUUCUGGUGGUUUCCCUGGUGUACUCCGCCAGCGCUGAAUACUCCAACUGCGGCGAGAACGAAUACUACAACCAAACCACCGGCAUGUGCCACGACUGCCCCAAGUGCGAGCCGGGUGAAGAGCCGUACAUGACCUGUGGAUAUGGCACCAAAGACGAAGAUUAUGGCUGCAUCCCCUGCCCGUCAGAGAAAUUUUCCAGAGGAGGUUACCAGAUAUGCAGACGGCACAAAGACUGUGAGGGAUUUUUUCGAGCCACAGUCCUGACACCAGGCGAUCAGGAGAACGAUGCAGAGUGUGGACCUUGUCUCCCAGGUUACUACAUGCUGGAAAACAGACCUCGAAACAUAUACGGGAUGGUUUGCUACUCAUGCUUGUUGGCGCCUCCUAACACCAAAGAAUGUGCAGGGGCUACCUCUGGCAUUUCGGCCAUUUUCCCGAGCACAUCUGGCACAAGUACUUUUUCACCUUACCAGCAUGCUCACAAAGCAGACCUUUCAGGACAAGGACAUCUGGCUACAGCUCUUAUAAUUGCAAUGUCUACUAUAUUCAUAAUGGCUAUUGCCAUUGUCCUCAUCAUCAUGUUUUACAUUGUGAAAACAAAACCUUCUGCUCAAGCCUGUUGCAAGAGCCACUCAGUAAAAAAUGUCGAAGCUCAGGCUAAUACACAAGAAGAGAAGAAAGAAGUGCAAGAUAAUGUUGUGAUAUUCUCUGAGAAAGAAGAGUUUGAAAAGCUUACAGCAACUCCAGCUAAGGCUGCUAAAAGUGAAAACGAUGCAUCUUCUGAGAAUGAACGACUUUUAAGUCGUAGCAUGGAUAGUGAUGAAGAAGCUGCAGUUGACAAGCAAGGGACUCCAGAGAGAUGCUUGUUAUCUUUAGUGCAUUUGGCCAGAGAUAAAUCUUCUACAAACAAUAAAUCGACUGGGAUUCAAAGUCGAAGGAAAAAGAUACUUGAUGUGUAUGCUAACGUAUGCGACGUUGCAGAAGGUCUGAGCCCCACGGAGCUGCCAUUUGACUGCCUGGAGAAGACGAGCCGCAUGCUCAGCUCAACAUACAACACAGAGAAAGCCAUAGUGAAAACGUGGCGCCACCUCGCCGAGAGCUUUGGACUGAAGCGAGACGAAAUAGGUGGCAUGACAGACGGCAUGCAGCUGUUUGAUCGCAUCAGCACAGCGGGUUACAGCAUCCCAGAACUGCUAACCAAACUGGUGCAAAUCGAGCGGCUGGAUGCUGUCGAGUCCUUGUGUGCAGAUAUUCUGGAGUGGGCACAAGCUAUGCCUGCUCCCGAACCAGCAGUGACAUCCUGACGUGGCUGUGCUCCCACAUCACCUGCAAGAGCAAUGAUUCCAGCAAGCAGCACACCAAAGACUUUGGACAAGAGACCCUUGAUGUUUCUUCUGUGUAAUCACUCCCCAUACCGAUGGGAAGCUUUUCUCUUUUACUUCUAAAAAGUGAAGUUACACAUCUACCAAAACGAGAGCAGAAAUCUCCCAAGAAGCUUGGUAUAAAACACGUCAUUAAACAAAAUGAUUAAGUUAAUCAGUUACUGGUAAUAAGUGGACAGAAAAGGAUCCAUUUUCCAGUCUGUGUUUGAGUAUAUGUGCAGAUAAUCCUGUCAGUACCCUUCCCACCUGGCUUUCAAGCCACUGAAUUGCUAUCUGA